AUGUUAUUUUCAUCUAUCUUUAUCACAAAAUGUCAUUAUGAGAAUUUAGUCUGUAAAAUUUGUGUAUACAAUCUAUCUAUCUAUCUAUCUAAAAAUACCAAUUUUUUUUUUACAAUGUAUCAUUUUAUACAUAUUUUCGUCGUUCAUAUAAAAACAUUCAUCUAUCUAUCUUAUUUUUUUCAUAUCUAUCUUUUAUUACUUGGGUUUUUCAAAAUAGUUUCUAUCUAUCUAUCUAUCUAUCUGUCUAUCUAUCUAUCUAGAUAUAUUGAAAAAAAUCUAUCUAUUUAUUUCCCAAAAAUCUUAUCUGGUAAUAUCUAUCUAUCUAUCUAUCUAUCUAUCUAUCUAUCUUACAAAUCUUUAUCAGUUCACAUCUAUCUAUCUAUCUAUCUAUCUAUUAUCUAUCUAUCUAUCUAUCUUUGCCGCCUUUUCAUAUCUAUUUAUUGUUAUCUAUUAAUAUGUUUUUCUUCAAAAUCUAUUUCUAUUAGUAUCUAUCUAUCUAUCUAUCUAUCUAUCUAUCUACUGUAUCCCAUUAUUUAUUUUGCCGCUGUCAAUAUCUAUCUAUCUAUCUAUCUAUCUAUCUAUCAUCUAUCUACCUAUACAUUCAUUUAUUUUCUUUUCAAAUCUAUUUCAGUUCAUAUCUAUCUAUAUAUUUUUCAUAAAUAUCUAGGAUAUCUAUCUAUCUAUCUAUCUAUUCCAUCCAUCUAA
Acanthosepion pharaonis is the source of this 705-nucleotide messenger RNA. The record is from the annotation of a GenBank genome assembly. Lineage: Eukaryota; Metazoa; Mollusca; Cephalopoda; Sepiida; Sepiidae.